AUUUCAUUGUUCAACUGAAUUCGUUUGAAAAAUUAAAUGUUGAAUUUUUUUUUAAAAAAGUAAUCCUGUUUAAUUAUAUACCAUACUUGUUCUUUUUCUUACCAAUUAUAUGAAAUAUCUAUAUCCAUGAAGAUGUGAAAAUUAAGAGCAGUAGUAUGGUUGAUUUUUUGCAGCAUUGGAUUAUCUCCCUUUAUAUCCUUCUCAAACGCAAGUUCUGAAAGCAUCCCCGUUACUUCUUUGUAUUCUCAACCAUGGGCAAAAAUAAAAUUAAGCAUGAAUUAAUUUCUCAUGAACCAAACAGGAGAGUCACCUUCAAGAAGAGAAAGGCAAGUCUGUUCAGAAAGCUGACUGAGAUAACAACCUUAUGUGGGAUUAUUGCCUGUGCUGUGGUCUAUGAUCCUUCUGAUUCCAAGAUGGAUGCGUGGCCUUCUCCACAAGAAGCGUUUUAUGUGCUGGAAAAUUUUAAGAAAUUACCCGAACAAAGACGAGGACAAUUUAUGAUGGAUCAAAAAGCCUUUCUGAAGAAAAAUAUAUCCAGGCUGAAUGGACAAUUGGAAAGAGCCAGAUUUAAAAAUCAAGCACUUGAUGCUGAGCUACUUUUGAUUGAAUAUCUGGAAGGUAAAAAUUUGCCUGAUUCUAGUCGUCUCGGAAGUUUGUUAACACUAGAAGAUCAAUUGGCUAAAAAAAUUAGUUUCAUUACUAAUAGGAUUGAGUUCAUGGAAGGUCUUGAGCCCGGUAAAGUUGAUGCUGAAAUUAAUUCUGAUGAGAUGGGGGAUCAAGGCUAAUUUAGUGUCUUUAGAGGGAAGUAGUAAUAAAAGCUCUUAAAAAAUAAAAGUUGUGUUGUGUGGAGAGAGGCAGUGCUGGUGAUACAGGUGUUCUUAUUUACCUGUACUGUCCCAAAAUGUACUUUUCUCUUUCUGUUGACCUGACCAAAUGCAGUUUUUCUUUAUUUAUCAAUGAUGCUC
Molecule: messenger RNA, 965 nt
Organism: Prunus dulcis (almond)
Lineage: Eukaryota; Viridiplantae; Streptophyta; Magnoliopsida; Rosales; Rosaceae
Product: agamous-like MADS-box protein AGL80
Exons: 1
Coding region: 252-785 (177 amino acids)
Biological process (GO): positive regulation of transcription by RNA polymerase II
Molecular function (GO): protein dimerization activity; DNA-binding transcription factor activity, RNA polymerase II-specific; RNA polymerase II cis-regulatory region sequence-specific DNA binding
Source: RefSeq, a predicted model, not a curated record